Neoarius graeffei (lesser salmon catfish) is the source of this 4099-nucleotide messenger RNA. RefSeq names its product ArfGAP with SH3 domain, ankyrin repeat and PH domain 1b (gene asap1b). The transcript is spliced from 30 exons. Gene Ontology annotation, cellular component: cytoplasm. The coding region runs from base 134 to 3538 and encodes 1134 amino acids. Gene Ontology annotation, molecular function: protein binding; GTPase activator activity. Gene Ontology annotation, biological process: positive regulation of GTPase activity. The record is from RefSeq and is a predicted model, not a curated record. NCBI's taxonomy places the organism in Eukaryota, Metazoa, Chordata, Actinopteri, Siluriformes, Ariidae.
GGAUGGCAGUGAGCAUGGAGUUGCCAUGAAGUGCACAGGGAGAAACUUUUCUUGCCUUGACACUUUACUUGACGUUCACUAAUUAAGCAACACCAACAAGGAGCUUUUGGGGCUAGAAACUGACUGCAAAGUUAUGAGAGCAUCAACCUCCCGCUUAAGUUUUUCCUCAAGGGACCCUUUAUGGAACCGGAUGCCGGAUCAAAUAGCGGUGUCCGAGUUUCUCUCGGAGACGACGGAAGACUACAACUCCCCCACGACGUCCAGCUUCACGACCCGCCUCCAGAGCUGCAGGAACACCGUCAGUGUUUUAGAGGAGGCCUUGGAUCAAGACAGGACUUCACUGCAGAAGGUUAAGAAGUCUGUCAAAGCCAUCUACAGUUCUGGCCAAGAACACCUUCAGAAUGAGGAGACGUAUGCUCAGGCACUGGACAAGUUUGGCGGUAACUUCAUCAGCCAGGACAACGCUGACCUGGGAACAGCCUUUGUCAAGUUCUCCACUCUGACAAAGGAGCUCUCAUCCCUGCUCAAAAACCUGCUCCAGAGCCUGAAUCAUAAUGUCAUCUUCACACUGGACUCUCUGCUGAAAGGAGACCUAAAAGGCGUAAAGGGGGACCUGAAAAAACCAUUUGACAAAGCCUGGAAGGACUAUGAAACAAAGUUUACAAAGAUUGAAAAAGAAAAACGAGAGCACGCCAAGCAACAUGGCAUGAUCCGGACGGAGAUCACGGGGGCCGAGAUUGCAGAGGAAAUGGAGAAAGAGAGACGCCUUUUUCAGCUUCAGAUGUGUGAGUACCUGAUCAAGGUGAACGAGAUUAAGACGAAAAAAGGUGUCGACCUUCUCCAGAACCUGAUAAAGUAUUACCAUGUUCAGUGCAAUUUCUUCCAGGAUGGCUUGAAGACAGCUGAUAAGCUCAAGCAAUACAUUGAGAAGCUAGCUGCUGAUCUUUACAACAUAAAGCAAACUCAGGAUGAGGAGAAAAAGCAGCUCACAGCACUGAGGGAUCUGAUCAAGUCCUCCUUGCAGUCUGAGCAGAAGGAGGACUCGCAAAGCAAGCAGGGAGGCUACAGCAUGCACCAACUGCAGGGUAACAAGGAGUUUGGCAGUGAGAAGAGAGGAUAUCUGCUGAAGAAGAGUGAUGGGCUACGAAAGGUAUGGCAACGGAGGAAAUGCUCAGUGAAAGGAGGCAUUCUCACGAUCUCUCAUGCCACGUCAAACAGGCAGCCAGUCAAACUGAACCUACUCACAUGCCAGGUCAAGCCGAGCACUGAAGACCGCAAGUGCUUUGAUCUCAUUUCCCAUAAUCGCACAUAUCACUUUCAGGCUGAAGAUGAGCAGGAGUUUGUAAUCUGGAUCUCAGUGUUGACUAACAGCAAAGAGGAGGCGUUGAACAUGGCGUUUCGAGGCGAACAGACAGCAGGAGAAGACGGCCUGGAGGAUCUGACUAAAGCCAUCAUUGACGAUGUGCUGCGCAUACCUGGCAAUGAAGUUUGCUGUGACUGUGGUGCUGCAGAUCCCAGAUGGUUGUCGACUAACCUGGGCAUCCUGACAUGUAUUGAGUGUUCAGGCAUUCACAGGGAGAUGGGCGUGCAUAUCUCUCGCAUUCAGUCCAUGGAACUGGACAAAUUAGGAACCUCAGAACUCUUGCUGGCCAAGAAUGUUGGGAACAGUAAUUUUAAUGAGAUUAUGGAAGGAAAUCUUCCCUGCCCCUCUCCAAAGCCUACUCGAUCUAGUGAUAUGACCAUUCGCAAGGAGUUCAUAAACGCCAAAUAUAUGGAUCAUAAAUUUUCAAGGAAGACUUGCAGCUCUGCAGCGUUGAAGCUGAGUGAUCUGUAUGAUGCGGUGAGGUCACGUGACCUGCUGGCUCUCAUCCAAGUGUAUGCUGAUGGGGUGGAGAUCAUGGAGCCACUUCCUGAUGGAGGACAGGAGGGUGGAGAAACAGCGCUGCACUACGCCGUGAGGACUGCUGACCACACGUCACUGCAUCUGGUCGACUUUCUGGUUCAGAACAGUGGAAAUCUCGAUAAACAGACUGAGAGAGGAAACACAGCCCUGCACUAUUGCUGCAUCUAUGAAAAGCAUGAAUGCUUAAAAUUACUCCUGAGAGGCAAGCCUGCUACUGAUAUCACCAAUCACAAUGGAGAAACAGCACUGGAUGUGGCCAGGCGGAUGAGAAUCGACCAGUCUGCAGAGGCAUUGAUGCAGGCUGCAGAGGGGAAGUUUAAUCCAAAGGUUCAUGUGGAGUAUGACUGGAAUCUUCGACUGGAGGACAUGGAUGAGAGUGACGAUGAUCUUGACGACAAGCCAAGCCCAAUUAAGAAAGACCGGAGACCACAGAGUUUCUGUCACUCAUCCAGCCUGUCGCCUCAUGAUAAGCUCUCCCUCCCGGUUUUCUCUGGCCAGCGUGAUAAACCGCGCCUCUCCUAUGGCAUGUUCACCAAUCAGAUGUACAGCGUUUCCACGGACUGUCCCUCCUCUCCUGUUAGUGAUGCACCACCUCUACCACCCAGGAAUGCAGGAAAAGCUCCGCCAUCGUUGUCAUCCUCCCCGCUCUCCCCCGGCUCCCAGAUCCCUGCUAACAGCAGCUCCACAUUAUCCAAGAAGAGACCCCCACCCCCUCCCCCCGGCCACAAACGCACGCUGUCAGACCCCCCUACCCCACUCUCUCACUCCCCUGUGUGUAAAGGAAGUGACUCCACACCACCUCCAAUCAAUAAAAUGUCUCCCAUAACAAACCGGUUUGAAGGCAUACUCCAACAACAGAGCACAGCGUCAAGUACCACUAAAGCUACACUGGGCCCCAGGGUCCUUCCCACACUACCUCAAAAGUUUGUCCUGCGUAAGACAGAAACAAUUCACCACCCCCCAGUGGACAAACCCAGCCAGCCUCCAGAGCCAGUGCUGUUCCAGAAGUCUCCUCCAGGGUCAGACACACCACAGAAAGUCCCUUUACCUGAUAAACCCCAGCCAGGGGACCUCCAUCCUAAACCCCAGGUCUCAGAAUUACCACCUAAACCUGGAGAACUACCCCCAAAACCACAGCUCUUUGACCUGCCUCCAAAACCUCAGCUGGGAGACCUACCACCCAAACCUCAACUCAAAGACCUCCCACCCAAACCACUACUUUCUGAUCUCUCCAUCCCCAAACAUGGAGUCCCUGAACCUGCACACAAGCCCCCUCCUGGAGAGGUGGCUCACAAAUCUGAGCCCUGUGAUGAUAUGCCAGUGACUAAUCAACAAGCUGAACCAUCACCUCAGUUCACCCACUCCACCGAAGACACCAACGGGAGCCUGAAAUCUGGCCCAGAAACUCCAAUACCACUUCCGAGGAAAAUCAGUACAGGUAAGAUUAAACUGCGGCGAGUAAAGACCAUCUAUGACUGUCAGGCAGAUAAUGAUGAUGAGCUCACGUUUGUAGAGGGCGAGGUCAUUGUGGUAACAGGGGAGGAGGAUCAAGAGUGGUGGAUUGGACAUAUAGAAGGACAACCAGAGAGAAAAGGCGUUUUCCCCAUGUCCUUUGUUCAUAUCCUGUCUGACUGACACAUCAAUUACUGACCUGAGGCCCACAACCUUCCCACCUUGCUCAUCUCCUAUAAAGAGAAACCUGUAAAUAGCUGUUGGAACCUCCCUGGGACUUUAAAACAAGAACCAUGAAAAGAUGCAAAAACUGAAACCCCUUAUUAACUUCUUCCCCAACAGAGGUGCAGUGUGAAUGAUGAGUAUCUAGUUUCACCAGUGUUUCCAUUCCUGUUCAGCACAGCUGAAACUGCACCCAGCAGUUAGACACAUCCUUCAGUUCAGCUGUUUCUCCAAUGCUUUUGUAUAGGAUAACUGUACAUAUAUACACACAGGAGUUAGUGUUGUGUAAAUAUGCAAACCUGUGUUAAUGUGGCAGAAAGUAAAAUGUGUACACUUGUAUUCUGCCUGACACCAGUCCAUACCAGGGCCAGUACUGCACUAAUGCACAUGGAGCGGUGUUGGUAUUGUAUCUCAAAUGGCAUGGUGAUGGGCUGUAAUUGUUCAGGCUUAUUCCCCUACCACCUCUUUACAGACCACUCCAGUAUAUCCAGUGAUUAAAGUUAUCAGGAGUUAUGAGUUCAA